Messenger RNA from Gaeumannomyces tritici R3-111a-1, 717 nucleotides. RefSeq lists its product as hypothetical. The transcript is spliced from 2 exons. The record is from RefSeq and is a predicted model, not a curated record. The coding region runs from base 1 to 717 and encodes 238 amino acids. NCBI's taxonomy places the organism in Eukaryota, Fungi, Ascomycota, Sordariomycetes, Magnaporthales, Magnaporthaceae.
AUGUUUACCGAGAUGCAGGUGGUCCUACACAGGGCCUGCUCCAUGAUUCAAGAAAGAACGCUUCCGGAGCUGCCGCUCGUCUCGGCUCUGUGGCGCAGGGCAGCCUUUGGGUCUGAGCCGGCUCUUGUGACCGAGAAGCAGCUCCGAUCUGCAGAGCCCCAGAGACUCCUCGUCGACGGCCCACUGCAAAGUCACGACACCGGACUUUCGGGCCACGGGAUUAUGUCACGCAGCAACUGCCUACCUGAAUCGAAAAGGGGUGCGCUCACCCUACGCCACCUCUUGGAGCAGACUCCCUGGGCUCUCCAGUCGGCCACACAUCCUUGCGGCGGAGAUACAGAGCGCCAAGGCAACAGAGUUGACGGCGAGAGAGACAAGGGCAAGGAAAUGGCCGUGGCCGAGGCUGCGGCCGCAAAGUCGACCCACCAGUUCGACUUCACGAUUGUCUUAAGCAUACCACCCACGGUGCGUACGAGGGUAGUCGAACUGAGGAACAUAUCUGGUAUAAUCUCCCGGAUAAUGUCGAUAUCGACCGGGGAAACGGCCUCUAUCGGUGGGCCUUCUCACGCGAGCGGCGAGUGCCGACCGGACACGCGGGAAGCCGCACAGUGCACUGCAGAGAUCAAGAAGGUCUCAGGAGGCAUCGUUUCUCCGCAGCGGCUCCUUGUGCCCUUCCACCCGUCCCGCUCUAUACAUCACACCUACCAGACCCCGUGA